AUGCUAACGGUAACCAUUCUCAUACAACGCAGGCUCACUCAGGCAAUACGUCGAACACUUUCGAUUCCCUCCUCACCUGUCAAUCAAAUCCUUUCCAGUUUCUACUUUCUUUGCACCAAAACACCUGAAAGUUUUCCCGAUAAAAUUUUAGACUCGAAAGAAGAAAAACCCAGUUGCUUAUCUUAUAGGAUUGAGAAGCUGCCAAAGGGUGAGUCUGCUGGGUCUUCCGUUCAGAGCUGGAAAUUUCCCAAGAAAAUGUUAGAGUCAAAAGAAGAAGAAAAACCCAGUUGCUUAUCUUAUAUGAUUGAGAAGCUGGCAAAGGGUGAGUCUGUUGGGUCUGCCUUUCAGAGCUGGAUGGGUCGUGGGUUUCCUAUUCACAGAGGAGAGAUUUUCCACGCCAUUAACCGUCUCAGGAAGCUCAAGAUGAACAAACGAGCUCUUGAGGUAAUGGAAUGGGUGAUCAGGGAAAGGCCCUAUAAGCCUAAGGAACUAGACUACUCUUAUCUAUUGGAAUUUACAACUAAAUUUCAUGGGAUAUCACAGGGUGAAAGGCUCUUUUGUUGUGUCCCUUCCGAGUUCCAGAAUGAUCUGCUCUAUAACAACCUCGUGAUAUCAUGCUUGGAUAAAGGUUCGAUAAGGCUUUCACUUGCGUACAUGAAGAAAAUGAGGGAAUUGGGUCAUCCCAUCUCACACUUGGUCUUCAACCGCCUCAUAAUCCUCCAUUCCUCCCCGAGCCGUAAGAAAAUCAUCCCCAAAAUCCUCACUCAGAUGAAGGCUGAUAAGGUGGUUCCACAUGUCUCAACCUACAACAUUCUUAUGAAAAUGGAAGCUAACGAACACAAUAUUGAAGGGCUGAUGAAGGUAUACAGUGACAUGAAACGAGCAAAAGUUGAGCCAAAUGAAAUAUCUUACUGCAUAAUAGCUACUGCACAUGCAGUGGCAAGGUUGUACACAGUGGCCGAAGCUUACGUUGAAGCUGUGGAGAAGUCUGUUACAGGGAAUAACUGGUCAACACUAGAUGUACUACUUAUAUUGUAUGGGUAUUUAGAGAAAAGGAAGGAACUGGAGAGAAUUUGGGGCAUUGUGCAAGAACUCCCCCAUGUUAGGUCUAAAAGUUACAUACUGGCAAUUGAAGCAUUUGGUAGAAUUGGACAGCUGAGUCAAGCUGAAGAGAUUUGGUUAGAAAUGAAGUCGGUAAAAGGGUUAAAAACAAGUGAGCAGUUCAACUGUAUAAUAUCUGUAUAUUGCAAACAUGGGUUGAUUGAUAAAGCAUCUGGUCUUUUCAUGGAAAUGGAGAUCAAUGGGAGCGAACCAAAUGCCAUAACUUACCGACAUCUUGCUUUGGGUUGCUUGAAAGCAGAAUUGGUGGAGGAAGCCUUGAAGACUCUAGAUUUGGGGAUGGAUCUAAUAACGACCAAGAGGGUCAGGAAUUCAACCCCAUGGUUGGAGACCACUCUUUCAAUAGUUGAGAUUUUUGCAGAGAAGGGCGAUUUAGUGAAUGUUGAGAAGUUGUUUCAAGAACUUACAAAAGCUAGGUAUACCAGGUAUACAUUUGUAUACAAUACUUUGCUCAAGGCAUAUGUGAAGGCCAAGAAAUAUGAUCCAAAUUUUUUGAGAAGGAUGAUUCUAGGAGGGUCUAGGCCAGAUGCUGAGACCUAUAGCUUGAUGAAACUUGCUGAGCAAUUUCGGAGUUGAUUGUAAUCUGCUAUAAUACUCAUUUUUCUUGAUUUUUAGUGCAAAGAGGUGGCUUAUCAAAUUUGUGUGUAGAAAAGAAUUAGGAGAUUUGGGAGGAUCAUACAGUUAUUCUGGAUUACAGCUGGGAUUAUAGUAUAGAUGCUUAAAUAAUAAUAUGCAGAUUUAAUUGUGUUUCUGCCCCCACG
Alnus glutinosa is the source of this 1880-nucleotide messenger RNA. Its product is annotated as pentatricopeptide repeat-containing protein At1g07590, mitochondrial. Lineage: Eukaryota; Viridiplantae; Streptophyta; Magnoliopsida; Fagales; Betulaceae. Gene Ontology annotation, cellular component: mitochondrion. Gene Ontology annotation, molecular function: protein binding. The transcript is spliced from 3 exons. The coding region runs from base 1 to 1695 and encodes 564 amino acids. The record is from RefSeq and is a predicted model, not a curated record.